AUAGUAUAUAUGGGAUCUCUCCCUGAAGGGGAAUACUCACCUACAUCACAUCACUCUCGGCUUAUAAAACAAGUGGUUGAUCCGAGCUAUGCAAACAAAUCUAUUAUAAGGAGCUACACAAAGAACAUCAAUGGAUUUGCUGCAUACCUCACAUCAGCAGAACGGGAAAAGCUCAACGGUUUUGAUGAGGUCAUUUCAGUGUUUCCCAAUCAAAAGGUCCGGCCUCAAACAACAAGGUCAUGGGACUUCAUGGGACUUCCAAGAAAGACCGAAAGAUGCCCUACGGUUGAGAGUGAUAUUAUAAUUGGAGUAAUUGAUCACGGCAUCUGGCCAGAAUCUGAGAGCUUUAGCGAUGAAGGUUUUGGCCCUGUUCCAAAAAAGUGUAGAGGGAAAUGUGCAGGUGGCUAUAAUUUCUCGUGUAACAAGAAAAUUAUCGGUGCUCGUUCUUACGGGUAUAGCUUUGACAACAUCGAAGCUUCUGCCAGAGAUGUCGAUGGCCACGGCACUCAUGUUGCAUCCAUUGCUGCUGGAAAUGAAGUGAAUGCAGACUUUUACGGUAUAGCACAGGGAAUUGCUAGGGGAGGCGUACCUUCGGCAAGGAUUGCAGUUUAUAAAGUUUGCACGGUUUUUUGUUUGGACAUUGAUAUAAUGUCAGCUUUCCAAGAUGCAAUAGCUGAUGGAGUUGACAUUAUAUUGGGGGGAGAUUAUCCAAAGGAGCUGACCACUGAUCCCAUUGGAAUUGGGUCUUUUCAUGCAAUGGAAAAAGAUAUACUCACAGUCCAUGCUGCCGGGAAUUCUGGUCCUCCGAUACAAUCUGUUUUAGAUUAUGUGCCGUGGAUCUUUACCGUUGCAGCAAGCUAUACGGACAGAAGAAUUGUUGAUCAAAUUAUUCUUGGGGAUGGUACAAUUCUAGUGGGAGAUUCUGUUAAUGCCUUCCCAUCAAGUGAUGCAGAUGUGCCUCUUGUUUAUGGCAAAGAAGUGACCCGCUCGUGUCCUGAAUCAGAUGCAAUGAGAUGUUUACCCGCUUGCUUAGAGAGUUCCUUGAUCAAACAAAAGGUUGUUUUGUGUGAUUCAGACAUCUUUAACCAGACAGUUAAAGAUCCCCAAGCAUUGGGAUAUAUUAUACCAUACAAAACAAAUACAUCUGGUGUCGUGCCAUCACCUGCUAUAGUAUUAGGUACUAAUGACAUUAACUCUGUCAAAACCUACAAAAAUUAUGCAAGAAAGCCUGUGGUUAAACUUUUGAAAAGUGAAGAGAUUCACAUUCCAGCAGCUCCUCUUAUUGCUCCAUUUUCUUCCCGGGGACCAACCAAAUCAAUACCAGAUAUUGUAAAGAUAUAUCCUGAUGUAACAGCACCCGGAGUAGAAAUUCUAGCCGCUUAUUCACCAUUUGUUCCCCCCUCUGGAGUACCUUAUGACAUGAGGCGUGUGAAGUACAAUAUAAUGUCAGGGACGUCAAUGGCUUGCCCACACGUUAGUGCCGCUGCAGCUUUCGUCAAGUCUUUUCACCCCAACUGGUCUCCAUCUGCAGUGAAAUCUGCUUUAAUGACUACAGCCAUGGAAAUGAAUGCGACCCUGAACACGGAUGCUGAAUUCGCGUAUGGUUCUGGCCAUAUCAAUCCUGCGAAGGCUACGGAUCCCGGUCUUAUCUAUGAGACAUCUCUCGAUGAGUACCGCAAGAUCUGGUGCCACAUGCCAAAAAGCGUUGAAACAUUCACAAAUGGCAGUGCUACUUGUCCAGUUAAGAUGACACUUAGAGAACUCAACUACCCAUCUAUGGCAGUGAAGGUUGACACGAAAUCCUCAUUUGUGGUUACUUUCCCAAGGACCGUAACAAAUGUCGGUCCAGCUCAGUCAACAUACACUGUAUCGGUAACAAGAAUCCCGGGGUUGAAAAUCGCCGUGGAGCCCAAGAAUCUACAGUUCACUGCUUUAAACCAAAAAAUAUCGUUUAGUGUGACUGUCAGAGGAAGAAUCAAGUCACCACGAACAGUAAAGAGUGUGUCACUGAUAUGGACAGAUUACGUUCGCCAUGUCCGUAGUCCAGUCGUGGUAUAUACCUUGAACGCCACCUCUCGAGGAGCACCCCCGACACCACCAAGGAUAUACAGCAUUAGUCAUGAUGCCAACAUGGAGACACCAAAAGCUUGGAGUAAGGGGAAAAUUAUCGGUGCUCGUUCUUACGUGCUUAGCUUUGACAACACGGGACUUUCUGCUAGAGAUGAUAAUGGACACGGCACUCACGUUGCAUCCAUUGCAGCCGGCAAUGAAGUGAAUGCAAACUUCUAUGGCUUGGCACAAGGAAUCGCUAGGGGAGGCGUUCCUUCAGCUAGAAUUGCAGUUUAUAAAGUUUGCGGAUUUUUUUGUAUGGAUAUUGAUAUAAUGUCAGCUUUCCAAGAUGCCAUAGCUGACGGAGUUGACAUUAUAUCUAUAUCACUUGGGGGGGGAUCAUCCAAAGGAGCUGACCUCUGA
Messenger RNA from Erigeron canadensis, 2472 nucleotides. RefSeq names its product subtilisin-like protease SBT4.3. Gene Ontology annotation, biological process: proteolysis. Gene Ontology annotation, molecular function: serine-type endopeptidase activity. The record is from RefSeq and is a predicted model, not a curated record. NCBI's taxonomy places the organism in Eukaryota, Viridiplantae, Streptophyta, Magnoliopsida, Asterales, Asteraceae.